Molecule: messenger RNA, 927 nt
Organism: Urocitellus parryii (Arctic ground squirrel)
Lineage: Eukaryota; Metazoa; Chordata; Mammalia; Rodentia; Sciuridae
Gene: Tslig1
Product: zinc finger and BTB domain containing 8 opposite strand
Biological process (GO): tRNA splicing, via endonucleolytic cleavage and ligation
Cellular component (GO): tRNA-splicing ligase complex
Source: RefSeq, a predicted model, not a curated record
AAACACAGAAGGUGGGGCCUUGUUUUUUAACCAUGUGAUCCAAGCGUCAAGUCCUAGAAUGGAAGUCAAAGGGGUUAACGUCCUUCCGCAAACUCCGAGAAUGGAGUCCGGGGCCUUUAAGACGCGUGCCAAGGGGCGGGGUUUACGGCGGAAGCAGUAGCGCCCGGCCGAAGUCCGGCAGAGGAAGGGCGGAAGUAGAGUAUACACUCCUGCGAUCAUGGCGCAGGAAGGAGAAGAUAUUAGAGAUUACAAUUUGACUGAGGAGCAGAAGGYGAUCAAGGCCAAGUAUCCUCCAGUCAAUCGGAAGUACGAAUAUUUGGAUCAUACAGCAGAUGUCCAGUUACAUGCAUGGGGAGAUACUCUGGAGGAAGCAUUUGAGCAGUGUGCAAUGGCCAUGUUUGGUUACAUGACAGAUACUGGGACUGUGGAGCCCCUCCAAACAAUAGAAGUAGAAACCCAAGGAGAUGACUUACAAUCUCUUCUGUUUCACUUUUUGGAUGAGUGGCUUUAUAAGUUCAGUGCUGAUGAAUUCUUCAUACCCCGGGAAGUGAAAGUACUUAAUAUUGAUCAAAGAAAUUUUAAAUUACGGUCAAUUGGGUGGGGAGAAGAAUUUUCAUUGUCCAAGCACCCUCAGGGAACAGAAGUCAAAGCAAUAACAUAUUCAGCAAUGCAGGUCUAUAAUGAAGAGAAGCCAGAAGUUUUUGUGAUAGUUGACAUUUAAGAUGCAAAAAAAAUGAAAGAAAGAGAAGGAAGGACGGACAUACUCCUAUGAAGACCUUUUUUUUUUUUUUUUCAGAAAUCCUCCUUUUGAGAAGAUCAGUGAUUUGAUCUCUAUGGUAUCUUGAUGAAUGGACAUUGAUACAUCAGAAAGUUUUAACUUAAAGUGUGACUUUCAGAAAUGGGAAAAUCGGAGCAUACCCUUGGUCU